GGGUGAGGGGGAGUGGUCAGAUGAAUCGUUCAUGAUUUUUGCUGGGACGAGGAAACGCGGGAAGGAUGAAAAGAAGGCUCUGGGGAUUGUGGUUAGGGUUAACUGUGAACUUGGUGAAUGUCUUCUACUAGAAGGUUUAGGUCUCCUUUACGUUGUGUUCGUAUGCGUGGAUAGUACUAUUCACGGUGAAUUGCGAGGACUGAUUUGUGAAGAAACUGAUGUUCGGUUGGGACGAUUUGCGCAGAGGGAAAAGCGAGGAUUUGCGAGAUUGAUACGUUAUCACCAUCCCGCUAAUUUGAGAAGAUUUGCGAUGAUUUUGAAGAAAAAGACUGGUUUGCCCUGAACAAAUUGGAAAUUUCCAAACACGUAUUCAGCCAGGGUUACAAUAAAAAAUGCAUAUCCAUGAAAACGUUAUUCCCAUGCAUAGUAAAGAUAAUAUAAAAAAGUCAUUGUGCUUUCACGAGUAGGGAAGACUGUUCUUGGCCAUGUGAUAUACCACUUUCCAGUAUCCUCGCCAAUGCAUUUCUGGCGCUUGCAGCGUUCUUUUGCAGGCAUAGCAAUGUGGGGAGAUUCUCUGUUUGACUAAACAAUGCACUACAGAGGAGUUUGAAUGUGAAAACAAAGGUGUGACCACGCACACAAGACCAGAUUAAUAAGUAGUUGCUUGAUAGAUGUCUUUGGUGUGUGUUGAUGCGUGUUUGGACGUACAAAGCUAAGGGUGAAGAGGUUUCGUUCGAGCAGCUAAGGGCGACUGAGAAGUGUGGCGACUGAGAAGUGUGUGUGUGCUGGAGUUUUGUGUCGGCAGUGAGGACGGAGUAGAGGUAAUAAUUAUUUUUGAAUUUUGGUGUGGUUGUUUCAGGUUGAAGUUGGUCAUGGUGAUGAAGAAGAAGACAGUGGUUAAUCGCCGACGAAGCACAUGGUUGACGAUGAAGACGGAGUCCGAAAGUGGGAUCUGUAUUCGGUUACAAAGAUUGUAACCGGUUACACGUUUUCGAAGAUUUCCACGCCCUGGUGUAAUCGGUUACACGUGAACGUAACCGGUUACAGCUUGCUGUUAUGAUUGACGAAAUCAUGCACAAUCCAGUUCCAAUGGUGCAUUCCCGUCGUCAUUACUGAGGCUAUGGAUGGGUCCAGCGUGAAAGGGAGGAUGGAGAAGAGGGAGAUGAGGGAGAUUUGUGCAGGAUGAAGGUUUGUUUGUUGGAGGACAUGUGGUGGUGGUGGCCAUGGACGACUGGAAAUCUAAGUAGAGGUUGAUGGAGAUGGAGAGGGAGGUGGAGAGGAGGAGGAAGACGUUUCUGUGUAGGGUAAAGGCAAACUCUGUCCAUCAUCAUGAACCGUGUGCUUCGCCAGAAAAGGAAUCCAUGAAGCCCUACAUGCAGCAGCAACCCCACGACGUCGUGGGCGUCGACGGAAAUGGGUUCCCUGAACCUGUACAUGUUCAAGAAUAUGUUUUUUAAUUGCACGAGGCUAACCCUUUGUAUGUGUUGUAGGUUUUUGGAAAGAUUAACGUGCAGUUGGCAAGCUAAUAACUUCAUCUUAGGGAUAACUACUCUGACCAGAAGACGAUUGAAACACAGAUACUGAACUUUGUCUUAUACCAUGAGUAGAGCAUGUUUUGAGGUUGGAAAAAGGUUGGUGGCUGUAUGCGAGCAACGAUGUUGCAUUACCUUGUGUUCACCUUCAUAAAUGGUUGUGGUGAGGCAUUAUUUGAUGGUCAUUGAAGACGCAUGCUAAGAAAAGGUUUCGUGUGGAAUAGCUAAUGUUAUAUUUGAAUCUCUAGAAAAAAAAUAUUCAUCUUAUAUCUUACUGGGUGGUAGCAUUCUUUCUAUCUUCGUUGAAAUCUGCUGAAGAAAUCUUGAUAAGUUUGACAGUGAAAUAGGUAUAAAAUGAAUAGAGGUAAGGCAACAUACGUUCAGUCCUCUGCUCCUACUAGAGAGUUUAUGAAGUGGAUAGAGGACAUGGACGCACGUCUUCUACACUCUAUGAUUGAGGAAUCACGAAUCGGUAAUAGGGUUGACGGAAGCUGGACAUCCCAAGCAUAUAGUAACAUAGUUCAUCAUCUUCAUAGCUCUGGGUAUGUCGCAAUAACAAAAAAUAAUGUUAAAAAUCGUCAGAAAGUCUUGAAAGAUAAAUGGCGGGAGGUACAUGACUUGUUUUCUAGAUUGAGUGGAUUUGCGUGGAACCCGGUUAGUAUGACAUUCCACGCUGAGGAUGAAGUUUGGAUGGACCUCAUUCAGGUAUUUAUAAAAAUGCAAACAUUUUGUGGAUCCUUAUAACACAUAAUAUGAUGAACCAUUCUGUUUGUUGUAUUUGUUCUUUCAGUCCAGGCCAACUGCGGCAAAGUAGAGAGUUAAUAGUAUAAGACAUUAUGAUUUAAUGGUCGAGUUAUGGGCAGCUAAUCGAGCCACUAGGAGUGGUGUUUGGACUACUCGUCAAGCUCGUCGACAGCGGGUUGCUCCUCGUGUCAGUGUUGAUUUGAAUCAAAAUAUUGAGUACAUUCCUGAACAGCCUGAGUGGACGGGGUAUAGAGACCCAACUCCACCAUCACCUCCUCCAUCUGUGGAUGAAUAUAGUCCAGGACAGACUCAAUCUGUGCCUUCUGUCCCAUCCGGUGGAACUUCAUCUUCACGGGGCUCGAAAAGGAAGGCACCUAUGGUCGAUGUUAUUGAUUCUCAGUUUGAUAAGUUGACCACCAGCCUGGAUGGUUUCGUAAAUGUGCUUAGCUCAUCAAAUGUUCAUUUUGGUGUGAUCUCUGAUGCAGCCGUGCGUCAAGUGUCAGCAAUGGAAGAUAGAAAUAAAAUACUCCGUCGCAACCCGAAUUACACAUAUACAGAGGCGGACAUUUAUGAAAUGUUGACUUCUAUGAACAUUGCUGACGAGAAUUUGCUGGACCAAUGUUAUGAUUUCUUAUUUGUUCUCAUUAUUAAAUAUAAGUAAUUUUUUAUGACUUACUAUGUUGUUGUUUUCAUCAAUUACUUUGUUAUAGAAAUUGUCAAAUGGCCUCAUCAUCAACCAAAAGGCCAAGAAAAAGUCGUAAGGGAAAAUGAACCCUCACUAAAGCAGAAGAUGCAGCCGAUGUAAGACCAUCUGUAGAGGAACAAUUAGAUCAGCGUCGUUUCUUCACUCACAGUCAUCAAAUGGAAAAUUAUGCCGCUGAUUUCUAUACAAGGAGUAUAGUUGCUCCGAAGAUAAUGAAUUUUGAAUCAUUUACCGGUUCAGGGUUAUUUUUCCAACAACAACUUCUAUUUCAAGGGGUGGUCCAAUUUCUUACAUUACAGGGAUCCUACUAUCCAGAUUUAAUCAAAGUAUUUUAUUCAAAUCUAAAGAUUUCUGGAAAAGGAUAUUUGCUCAGUGAGGUAAAUAAGAGAAAAAUUAGAUUCAAACCUGCUGAUUGGUUGAAUGUUGCUAACUUGAAGUACGACAGUCAGAAAUUGUGUUAUUCAAAUAUCCCAGAGGACUUUCCAUAUGAUCGGGACAUGGCAUUAGCUACUAUGAUUAUACCAGAUUUGCAGGGUGGUCAAGGUGUUUUAACGGUUGGUUGUUUGAAUAUCAAUGAUAGGCUUCUGCAUUAUGUUACUGUGCAUAUGUUGACUCCACGACCUGGGAAUUUUGCUAGGUUAUUGCAGGAAGAUAUUUUUAUGAUAUGGGUGCUAAAAAAUAAUAUAGUAAUCAAUUGGCCUCAUCACAUAAUGCAGCAUAUGCUUAAAUGCAAGGGCAGUGACACACCCCUCCCAUACGGUGUCCUUAUGACACAUAUCAUGGCAUAUUGUGGAGUUAACGUUGAUGCCGAUGCCAACACUCAUAUAGGGUCUCGACAUCACUUUUCAAUCAAUUCUUUGAAGAGGAUGAAAAUUGUUAAUGUCAACAGUGUUUGGCAACACGACCUAGAUGAUGAUGAAGAAGAAGAACAACCAGACCAUCAUGAAAACCCUGUGCAGUCUCCUCGACCACUAUCAAAUCCUAAUAUGAUUAAUCAAAUGUGGGAAGGAGUACAAGACUUGAGACACAAAAUGCAGGGUAUGGAACUAAUGCAGGUACGGGUUCAACGUAUUGAAGAUAACUUGGCAAACCUUUCCCUAGACAUGAACCGCUAAUUUGCUCACCUCAAUCAAAAUGUGAACUUGAUUCUUCACCGUUUAGAUGAUUAAGAUCAUUAUAUUUCCGAUAAUGUAUUACAUGACUUGAAUUUUCUUAAAUUUCAAUGUAUGUGUUUCAAAUGUU
Vigna angularis (adzuki bean) is the source of this 4221-nucleotide messenger RNA. RefSeq lists its product as uncharacterized. The record is from RefSeq and is a predicted model, not a curated record. Bases 3138 to 4094 code for a protein of 318 amino acids. Lineage: Eukaryota; Viridiplantae; Streptophyta; Magnoliopsida; Fabales; Fabaceae. The transcript has 5 exons.